Molecule: messenger RNA, 1296 nt
Organism: Psilocybe cubensis
Lineage: Eukaryota; Fungi; Basidiomycota; Agaricomycetes; Agaricales; Agrocybaceae
Exons: 2
Coding region: 1-1296 (431 amino acids)
Source: RefSeq, a predicted model, not a curated record
AUGGCUUCCAGACUCUCAAUACAGCAUCGUCUACCUCUUGAAGUCAUAGAACACAUCAUUGAUCAGUUUGCCGACUACAAUGUCGAUCCCGACGGCAGAGCCCACAUAGACGCAGAGAGUCUAAAAGCCUGUUCUCUAACCUGUCAAGCGUUUUUACCUCGUGCCAGAAAACACAUCUUUCACUCUUUCGUGUUGAUACAUGAUGUCGAUGUAUAUCUAUUCGCCAAUUUCAUACACGAUUUUCCAGAACUAGCUCACUACGUCCGCUUCCUCUACUACGUGUUCGAACCGUCGCAUACCGGGAAUCCUCUUAUUCCAGCUGCCUUCCAACGCCUCACGAAACUUACCUCGAUCAAUCUUGUGGCGGGCUCUAAAACAUGGCAUGAUGUCCCUCGCGCACUGCGGACCCCUCUUCUCAAUCUUAUACGUUUCCCGUCUAUCCGCUAUCUUCGCCUAGAAGACAUUUAUAAUAUCGCCCCUUACGAGCUCUUCCCAUGCCCCAACUUGAAAGAACUCGAGUUGUCCGAUGUCUUGCUGAGACGCCCUGGGAAACCUGCAGUUUUGGAAGUUCAGGAUUGUAAACCAGCUCAGCUAGAACGGCUGCAAAUCGAGGGCCGUGGAAGUCAAUUUGUGCUUGACAUGCUGAACACGCGCGACGCACAAGGAAAUCCGGUUCUAGAUUUGGAACAAGUGACGGACUACACGGUCUACCGCAUUACAAACCCAACGGAUUUCUACGCGACUGAGGAGGUGAUGAUGCAGAUGCCAAAUCUGGAAAAGCUGCACAUCGCUUGUAGCCACGAAUCUAGUGCGGCGGAACUUGUCGAGAAAUACUCUCUAGCCUAUAUAAACCUGAAGACUCUACAACUGGGAUUUGAUCUUUUGGGAGACGACACGUUAUCCAGCGUCUGCACCCUCCUUCGCUCGAUAAAAGGCAGGAAUCCAAUCCAAUCGUUGCAAUUAGACAUCCUCGAUUCAUACCACUACAUCCCCAAUCACAAGUUCAAGUUCGCGCUGGACAAAAAGCUAUCAGAGAUUGAAGAGAUUUUCCUCCAACCCAGUUGGGACAGUAUAACGAACCUGACACUCGAGAUCAUCAUACCUGAAGGAGUUGAAGAUGGUUUGACCUCAUGGUUUAAUCACAAAGAUCAAUUGCCCCUAUCGUUUAAGCAGGACCUCGAGGAUAAAAUCAAGGACAGCUUAAACCAAUGUUUCAAGAAAUUGUCCGAGAAGAAACCGUUCAAAUUCGACUAUGUAAUAGAGGACCUCCAAGAUUACGAGGAUAGUGAGAUUUAG